AUGGGCAUCGAGGAUAAGCUCAUUAGCUACAGUAUGCUAACGGUGUUUUUAACGUUCAGUAUUUUUAAACUCGGGAAAGCACAAGAUAUAGGUUCACUUCCGCGCCAAAUCGAGUGCUUCUCCUGUAUGUCCUUAUCGUAUCAAACCAGCUGGAAAUAUCUGCAGAGUAUCUACAUCUAUCCAAAGGUAUUCACAGAUCGGUGUCGAGAUCCAGGCAAUGAACGUGGUAUGCCGACAGUUCCAUGUUCAACAGUAUGUGUAUCAUUACUGGAACCUGACAUAGAAGCUGGUGUAUUUAUCGGCUAUAAACACAUACGAGGAUGUAUGGAUCGAGUUUUGCGGCACGGUUUCAAUCAAACCGCUCUUCGAACACAUCGAUUUCAUCAUCAUAAUCAAUGUCGGACCUUAUCCCGAGCAUCCCUCUUCAAUCCAGCUAGAGCAAGUGACCCACCAGCGAUUGGAGAUGUACAGCUUUGUAGCUGUUAUGGUGACCGGUGUAAUGGCAGCAAUCCGGCUGCCAUUUCAAGCACUUCAACUGCACUGGUUUUAACUUUGAUAUUAGCCUGGAUUUUGCAAUAG
This is a messenger RNA of Cylicocyclus nassatus, 579 nucleotides long. The record is from the annotation of a GenBank genome assembly. Lineage: Eukaryota; Metazoa; Nematoda; Chromadorea; Rhabditida; Strongylidae.